AUGAAUGGGAUUCAGAGCCUGAACUCAAGGUCAAGGUCUUCUGAAUCACAAAGAGCUGGUGGGUCAGUCUGGGAGAAGAAAGAAAAUUCAGCGCCAAAUGGGAAAACCCUUAAAGUCUGCAUAGUUUUGCUUCUAGCGCCCCGGGGUCUCCCACACAGACAGACACAGACAGACAGAAGGAGCGGACAGGGUGACUGUCCAAUUCCCACUCUCCGCGCCCACUCUCUCGAGGUAGCCAAGACCCUCCAGGAGUCCGAGAGUCACAGAGCGCUCUGCGCCCCUGCCACCUGCCCAGCCUCCCGCUGGGGUCCGGCAGUCCCCACUGGAGACCCCGACAUCGUGGGGCUCCGCGGCCCCCGCGCCGACCCAGGGCCGCCAGGGGGCGGGCGGGAGCAGCUCUCCGGGUGCCUCCCCCGCCGGUUCCCUUCCCCCGGCCCGCCGGCCACUCACGGAUUUUCACUCGGCGGUGGUCCAGGCGCGCAGCGGCGGCUAGCAGGGCGUCGAGGCGGCGGUGCAGCGCGGCGGUGCGGUGGCCCAGCGCGGCCGCCUGGCCCUCGAGCUCGCCGAAGAUGUCCCCGGCACAGCGCGACAGCGAGCGGAAGAGCGGCGCUCCCGCAGCCCUGGCCCCCGCCGCCUCGGGCCGGCGCAGCCGCGCGGGCUCCAGGGUCCUCUGGUGGAAGGGCAUGGCGGGGGCGGGCCGGCGGCGCGGGAUCCCUCAGUCCGCCCCCCGUCGGCGCGGGGCGCCAGCCUGCAUCCAACACAAAGGAAGUCCCGGGCAGCGGCGGGGCGCCGAGGGAAGCCUGGCGGCCCCUGCCCGCAGGGGAGAGGCCGGGCGGGCAGGAAGGACGGACGGACGGACGGACGGGCGCGCGGGCGAGCGGGCACCCGGGCGGCGCGGGGCAGGGCUGGGGUCCGAGCCGCAGCUGCCUGGCGCCCGGCGGCGUUCCUCCACCCGCAGGGCUUCGUGGGCCGCGCGGCGAGAGGAAGUUCCAGGGGCAGCUCUGGGCGGCGGCGGCCGCGGCGGCGAGGGGAGCUGCGAGUCCCGCUGAAGUUUGCAGGCGGGCAGGAAAGCGCCGGCUGCUCCUUCCCUCCCUCCGGAUUGGAGAGGGAGGAGGAAGCGAGGGAAGUGCCGCCGACACCGGGCGAGAGGGAGGGGAGGCGAAAGAAAGGAAAGGGGGAGGAGAAAAGGGCCGGCCCGGGAACCACCUGCGGCUCCCGCGGCCGCCGCGCCCAGCGCCCGCAGCCAGUGGCGGCCCCGGCGCCUCAGCGCACCCUGCCGGGGCGGGCCCGGGCGCACAGUCCCGGGACGCCCACGUCGCCGCCCCAACUCCCCUUGGCAGCCCCCGGGCGGUGGGGCAGAGCCCUCGCCCGCCCCCCGGGCCGGGGUGGAGCGCAGUGCCGGCGCCGCGAAGGCGGAGACGCCAGGACUGCAGCGGCCAGCUCCGCUCGCUUUGCUCACCUGCGCCCCUGCCCACGGCGCUCCGCAGUCAGGAGCGCCCCGCCCCGCCCCGCGGGGAACGCCCCGGGCCCCUCGGGGUCCCCCUGGUCUCUCCUACUUCCCUUCUGGAAGGUAGCCAAUACUUCUGGGCCGCCCGGGUGGACCUCAAAGAGAACGUCUUUAGAUGUCCAGUGGCCAGGGGUUCUGUAGCCAACUAGGAGUCAGCGUCCGAAUCGGAACAACUUCUCAAGACCUCUUUUCAGGGGGCGUCCAGUGAGUUUUUUUCAGCAAGGUGACUCCCCCUGUGGCUGCCUGCUACUCCAGCUGGAAAGGUCCAAGCUGAAAUGUGACUAAUCUGAGUUUCUUCCACCAAGCAUGUUAGUUAGGGGUGGAGGACUAGAACCUAAACCCUGAAUUCGGAGCCUGGAAGAUAUGUAAGCCACAUGCUAUUGAGAUCGUAGUCAUGGGACACCCGCUAACACAAACCUUCUGGGUUGUUAUGAGGCUCAAAGGAACUGCUGCUGUCUGUGAAAAAACAUGCUUUGCAAUUUAUGAAGCACUGGAUAAACAUCAGGAACAGUAUAAAAGCGUACUACUUCCUCAAGAAAUACUAGUUGAGUGCCUGUGUGUUGGGCACUGGCUAGAGAUAAGCAGGGGCCUCCUAUGGACAGAAGUGCGGGCAAGGAGCUUUGUUCCUCCCCGAUGUCACCCUCCCACAGCCCACCUGCUAGCAGGCAGGAGAGUGGUGGAGGCCGGCAGGAAGGCAUGUACUGAACUGGGCCUCUGGUGGAAUGGCGUCACCCACGCUGGGCUUGACUCUUACCAUCGGGGUCCCGCCAGCCCUUCAGUGAGACUUUUUCAGAAGAAUCCCUUUUAAAAUGACCUCAAGCUGACCUUCCUGCUGCAGAUUCCACAUAUGGUAUCUGAGACUCACACGGUGUGGUUGGAAGAUAGCACAGUGACCUCCCAGGCACAGCCCUCUGCCAGCCCUCCACUGGCUGCCCUAGGAUGCUGGCCUUCCUCCGAUGGGAGUCGGGCCCAGUCUGCUGUCAGCCAGGAGCAGCCAGCAAGCUCCCUGGGAGGCCUGGAGGAGCCCUUCUCACUCAGCUUGGUGUUCGAUGCCAGUGCCCCCACCCAUUGUGGGGUGAGGGUGGGACUCUCAGCACAGCCCUGUCCAAAUAAAUCCUCUAAAGCCCUCUUC
Messenger RNA from Pongo pygmaeus (Bornean orangutan), 2639 nucleotides. RefSeq names its product collagen alpha-1(III) chain. Lineage: Eukaryota; Metazoa; Chordata; Mammalia; Primates; Hominidae. The record is from RefSeq and is a predicted model, not a curated record. The coding region runs from base 1 to 1656 and encodes 551 amino acids. The transcript is spliced from 6 exons.